GUAAUCUUAAAUAUUUAAAAAAAAUCUAAAAACCUAGAACAAAAACUUUAACCAAAAAUGCGGAUCCAUUUGGAUGCCCGCGAGAUUCGCGAAUUGCUGCGAAAGGAUCUGAUUGUGCGAUGGCGCCAGAAGAUCCUUACCCUGAUCCUGCUGGGCUGGCCCAUGAUGAUCUUCAUGCUGCUCUACCUAAUCCGACUGAAGUAUGGCUCCGAGCACGUUCCGGCUUGCCAGUAUCCGACUAGACUCUUGCCCACAAAGAAUCAGGUAGUGCCAGCGGCCUUCUCCUACAUCUGCAGUUUGGAGAAUAGAUGUAAGCCGGCGGAGCCCUAUGAAGAGUAUUCCAAAUGGAAAGAGGCGCCUUUACAUUCUGUGAUUGAAGUAAUCAAUGCUUUUGUGACCGACGAGCGACUCCUCAAGGCCGUCGUGGAACUUGCCGAGAAGGGGAACUUUGUAUCGGCGAUCACCACAUUAAUUACCAGCGAUCGUCUUGACAUUAUUAGAAGUAAUAUAAGUGAAAUAAUCUCCCUAGUGCCAGAAAUCGAGCGCCGAAUGAACUAUAGCUUUGAUAUAAAGCAGUUGUUUUCCAAUCGUGAAACCUUUGUAAAGUUGGGAGUACUUUUGUGUGGACAUCCUUUUCCCAACACGGAUACUAUUCCUUUGGUGAACGAGAUCCUGGAAUCAGAGGACUUGAGUCAAACGAAUGAUGAUGAAUUAGAUUCAAUGCCAAACCUCCAGUCCUCAGAACGCACUCGUCGAUCCACAGAUUCAUCCUCGGACUGGAGGCCAACAAAAUACUGCAAACGUUUGUAUAGAGAUGUAACAUCCACAAAUCAGGGGAAGCUUACUUGGAAUACGAUAAAGCCCAUUAUUCAGGGAAGAAUACUUUAUACGCCAGCCACUGCUUUGACUGAAAGUGUGGUUCAAUUUAGUAACUCCACCUUUGAGGAAAUAGAUCGAUUGAAGCAACUCUCCCGAGCAGCAGCCACCAUCCUAACCAAACUCCACACAAACGCCACCUUCCAAGAGGCCUUCGAUAAUCUUCUCAAACUGGCCCGAUCUCCCUUGGUGAAGAGCCUCGUGGGCGAUGACUUCGAUAUUGGCCAAAUCGAAAGUAUCUUCCAGUAUCUGAGAACCAAUCAGCUCAUCUAUGAUAUCCUAACCACGGUGGCUGACAUAAUGGAUUGUGUUUCGGCGGAUCGGUUCGAGGCUGUGGAAAGUGAAGCGGCCUUGCGGAAGAGAGCCUACGAACUGAAUCAGAAUAAGAUCUUUUUGGCUGCUUUGAAUCUGGAGGAUGUGGGCCUGAAAGAGGCCUCCUAUCGCCUGCACAUGGACACGGAUAACACUCAGCCCACCUUUGAGAAUCGUAAUCGUUUUUGGUUCCCUGGACCUGCGGAUAGUAUGGUCUUGGAUCUGAAAUAUCAUCGUGGAUUUGUUCAACUCAAGCAGAUGAUCGAUAUGGGUAUCAUAAAACACAAACGAGACGAGGCAGGAUUCGUGCCAGAAGACGAGGAUACUAGUGGAAAGACUACCAGCGGACCAGGACUCUUCAGCAUCAAGGCCGUAGAUGAUUCUAGCGAGGACAGCGAUGAAGAUGAUGAUUUGGAUUUCAGCGCGGAGAAGGCUACACCAAAAGCCCAGCCCUUUGAAGAGAAGGAAGAGGAUACCACAAUAAGUGGAGUUACCACACAACCCGAUAUCGGAGUCACCAAUGUGCCGGAGAACGGAGUCACCACCGAUCCAAAUGAAGAACCCGAGCUGCUGUUACUCAAAGGCGAAGAGGUCUUGAAACGAGCCAAGCGUCAGGGUUUUCUUGAUUUUCUGGGUGGCUUGGGGGGUUCUGGAGAUGCCAACAAGAAGCCCAAGUUUCAAGUGGAUAGUAUGCAGUUCUAUACGAAACAAUUUCCAUAUCCAGCUUUUCUUAAUGAUGUUUUCAAACGUGGUCUAUACCUCUCUCAAGGCGUUCAAAUAGCUUUCCUAUUGGGUCUGGUAGUAGCCGUGGCUAUAUGUGUGAGAGAAAGGAUCUGGAUGCGAGAAAGCAGAAAUAGUAUGCUAAUGCGAUCUAUGGGUCUGAAGGCUCAAUCCGAACUGAUGGCCUGGGCUUUGAUGAGUCUCAUGGAACUAUGUGUGAUCUUUUGUCUUAUAAGUGCUGUUCUAUAUAGUGGCGGUAUUCUGGCCUUUACCAACUGGUUCUUUAUGAUGUUUUAUUGUAUGAGUUUUGGCGUUUGUCUCAUAUCUUUUUGUUACAUGUGCUCUAAUUUCUUCAAUUCCGCCAAUAUUGGUGCCGUGGCUAGUGCUCUGCUUUUCUUCAUCACCUUGUGCCCUUUUAUCAUUGUCCUGAUGUUUGAUGCCAAGCUGAGUGUCUUUGAAAACUUCCUGGUGGAUUUAUCCUUUACCACGGCCUUUGCCAAGGGAUGGAGUGAACUGAUGCGUAUGGAGUUGCAGCAGGAGGGACUAACGCCGAUUCAUUUGUUCCGCUUGGGUCCUGCGAGGAGUGAGUGUGCCAUGGCCUUCCUCAUGUUCCUGUUGGAUUUCCUUCUGUAUGCGGUCAUUGGCUUGGCCUAUCAGCGUUACAAGAGAACCAACUACAGCUUCGUAAAGGUCACUCGCUCCCAGCUGGACGACAAGCUGGGCGCCUCCCUCUCGAAUGUCACCAAGCUGUACGGCAGCAAGUGCGCCGUCUCCAACCUGACGAUGGACUUUGCUCGGAACCAGGUCAGCUGCCUGCUGGGCCGGAAUGGAGCGGGAAAGAGUACACUGAUCAAGCUGCUAACAGGACAGAUACGACAGGAUACGGGCCGAGUCCUGCUGGCCGGAGAGCAUCAGGUGGGAGUGUGCUGGCAGGACAACAUCCUGAUACCCACUCUGACGGCACGAGAGCAUCUGCAACUGUACGCCCAGAUCAAGAUGCCGCGGGGCGAGACUGGCAAGGACGAGAUCCGCGCCGAAGUGGCGAGAACCUUGCAGAGCCUGAACUUCGGCCAGCACGAGUCCUUUGCGGCCAGUCAGCUGUCGGGCGGGUAUCGGAGACGGCUCUGUGUGGCCAUCGCCUUCAUAGCCUCGCCGAAUGUCGUUAUCCUGGACGAGCCGUGUAACGGCGUGGAUGCCAAGGCGCGCAAGGACAUUUGGCAGUUGAUCGAGCGCCUGAGGCAAGGACGUGCCGUGAUCUUUGCCACACACUUCCUAGACGAAGCCAAGUACCUGAGUGAUUUUCUGGUGAUAAUGAGAAAUGGUCGGAUAAUAGCCCAGCAUAGCAGGGAUUCGCUCCAACAGCUAAGCACCUCAAACUACAGCCUACGGAUGCGCUGCUCGGAUGCCACAGGAGUGGCCUUGGUAGCCCAGAAGGCCCAGAAGCUCCUGCCACAGAGCCAGUUGCUUCAGUCCGGCGAUCAUCCACAGAGUCUCACCAUCAGUGCCAGCUAUGCGGAGAACCUAACGCCAAGUGCUGUAGAGUUCCUGGAAUUCCUGCAGGAUCAGGAGACCUCGAGCGGCAUUGCCGACCUGGAGCUGACCAGCAGCAACAGCCUGGAACAGGAGUUCGAGCAACUGAAUCGCAACGGUGAGGAUCCAAGGCCGAGAAAUGGAACGACAGAACCGAACGGUGUGGUGACAGGACCGGCCAGCGUCACCGACGAUCCUCCCUCAGCCUGCGCCCAGUUCAAGCUUCUGAUGGGCAAGCGGUUGAGGCAUCUGGCCAGGAACUAUAGACUCCUGCUGUACGUCCUGCUGCUGCCAGCUCUCUUCGAGCUCUGCGCCAUGUGGUUUGUCAGCUACCGACUGGAGGAUGACUUCGAUACGGUAUUGCCACUCAACAGGAAUCUAUAUCCCAAGAGUGCCGAGUUUCUGUCCCAGGAGGUGGCCACAAAGUUCACCGAUAAGCUGUAUCCCCAUCUGAAGGAGUCCUGCGAGUCCCUUGGCGAGUGCCGGGAGUUUAACGACUCGUCAAAGGCCUACGACUGGGUCCUGAACACUCUCGAUGAGUAUCGGGAGCGUCGAUAUGGCGGCUAUAGCUUGAACGGCAGUGCCGCCACUGUCUGGUACAACAACAAAGGAUAUCACGCUAUGGUGUCCUGGUUGAACGACCUGAACACGGAGCUGCUACGCACCACCAUGAACGACUCAGAGUACAGUGUCCUUACGCUCAACGAGCCCUGGAAACUGGGCUUCUCGGAGCUCUCCACCACAUCCGUGCUGCGGCAGGCCGGCGACUCCUGCAUGGUCUUUAUCCUUCUGAUUGCCUUCGGCCUGGUGGUGGCGGCCGGAUCGGUGUAUUUGGUCAACGAGAGGAUCAACGGCGAGAAGCUCCAGCAGCGAUUGUGCGGAGUGAGUGCCGUGACCUACUGGUCGGUGUCCUUCGUGUGGGACUAUCUUGUGAUGGUCCUGGCACUCAUUGUCCUGCUCCUGGUGGUCUUCAUCUUUGGCAUGCCAGUGUUUGUGGCUCGCCAGCAAUUGGUGGGCAUCAUAGGGCUUUCAUUGGCAUUUAGCUUCGCUUGUGUUCCUGCCGUUCAUGUGGCUGAGAAACUCUUUAGCGACUCCAGCAUUGCCAUUGUCACGAUUUUCUGCGCCAACCUGAUCAUCCCUCUGGCCACCAUGGGCGUUAUCCUGAUUCUGGGCGUUGUUGGCGAGGGAGCUGCCUGGGAUGACUGGCGACACGCCCUCAAUAACCUGUUCCUUUUAUUCCCGCAACAUGCCUUGGGCGACGGCCUCCUGGAGCUGUGCAAGAACUACAUGGUGGCUCUGGUCUUCCGGCGCUACGACAUCGACUCCUACAAGCAUCCACUGGCCAGCGACCUGUUGGCACGUCACUUUGUCGCCCUGUUCGUGGUGGGGGUGUGUGGCCUGAUCCUCAACGUCCUCAUCGAGUGGCACCUGCUGGCCAAGAUCUGGCAGAAGGUGGAGCGCCUGCUGGACUGCCACUAUCGCCGGGAACUGGACAAGCUGGGCCAACUGAAGCUGGUCAACAUCCAGAGCAUUUUCAAGAGCUGUGUGGCCGCCGGGGAGGCGGUACGAGCCGAGAACCUGUGGCUGGCCUAUAGCCGAGGCAGGUACGCCGUCCGGCAGGUGCACUUCAGUGUCCAGAGGGGCGAGUGCUUUGGGCUGUUGGGCAAGAACGGAGCCGGCAAGUCGACCAUUUUCAAACUGCUUACAGGACAGCUGCAGCCGAAUGUGGGCCACAUCUACUUUGAACAGCCUGGUGUUUCGUACUGCCCCCAAAGUAAUCCCCUGGAUCCCCUGCUCACCGUCAGCGAGUGCAUCCGCUUCUAUGGAAGAUUGCGCGGCAUCCGGCAGCUGGAGCAGUUCCUGGACAGAGUCCUGGACACCUACGAACUGCGUCCUUACAAGGACAUCCAGGUGCGGAAUCUGAGUGGCGGCAACCGGAGAAAACUUACCGUGGCCGUGACCUGUUGCGGGUACACGCCCACCGUUCUGAUGGACGAGCCGACAAGCGACAUGGAUCCGGUGACCAGGGACCUGGUCUACGCCACCAUCGAGCAGUUGCUGUUGGCCCGGCGGGCGGUGAUCCUGACCUCGCAUUCGGUGUCGGAGAUCGAGCAUCUGUGCCAGCGAGUGGCGGUUCUCCGGGCCGGCCAGGUUAUAGCCAGUGAUAGUCCCGCCCGUCUGAAGUCGGAGUACGGAGGGUACUAUGCCGUCAACUGCUUCUGCCCGCCGGCCCAGCAGGCGCUGCUGGUGAGAACGCUUCACCAACGCCUGCCGAGCCUCAAGGACCUCCAGCACUACGCCCACAGCCUGAGGUUCUUAGUGAAAGUCCGUUCCUCCUCCCAUCCGGCCGACCAGUCCCCACUACUGUCGGAGCUGUUCGCCAUCCUAAGGGAUCUGUGCGUGGAUGUAGCCAGGUUUUCGAUAAAUCGCUGUCGCUUCGAGACCGUUUUCGAGCGAAUCCUGGACAGUUGCGAGACGAGUAACUCAAAGCCUGAGGCAAAUGGCCUAAACGGUGUUACCAAAAAUGAUCAUGACUUGCCGAGCAAGUCGGCGGCGGUGGCAGGAUCGCUGGAAACGGGCUAUAUACACUGUGGCUAUGAGGAAACUACAACCUAGAGAUCAUAUCAGAAUUUAAAAUAUUUUAAUAUUCUUUUAUUUUUUUUCUAAUCAGACCUGUUACUGUGUUUUUUAAAUGCCAAAAAAAAAUUUAAUAUGGAAAAUCAGGAACUACAAAACAAUAAUAUUUCAAUCAAAAAUAAUGAUAAUAAUGAUAACAAAUUUUUUUUUUAUUAAACCUUUACCUAUAGGUACUAUAGAGCAAGUUUUUUUGUGAUAAGAUCGAUGGAUUUUCGAUCCAGUGAUACAGUUUUGUGCUUCACUUUAUUUCGGGUGUUCUGUUUAGUGAUUAAGAAUCGUAAAUAUUAUAAAUAAAAUAUUAUAAAUAAAAUAUGAUAUAUAUCCUAUCCCCACCACCAAUCUCCUUAUAGCUUUAAUAUACCAACAUAGGUAUAGAAAAUAAAAAAACUGUAUAUGUGUGUACUUUAUAUGUCCUGGCUUUGGUCCUUAUAGGAUCUGGCCAAAUUAUUUUUUUUAAAUGGCAAAUGAUUAUGAAUAAAGUUAAAGAUAUUGUAUGUAAUUUUGUUUGGUGUAUUUAUUUGGUUGAGAAUUCAAUCAAAAUUAAAUUAAAAUUAAAGGUAAUGAUAAAAUCCAUCCUAUAAAAAGC
Molecule: messenger RNA, 6661 nt
Organism: Drosophila bipectinata
Lineage: Eukaryota; Metazoa; Arthropoda; Insecta; Diptera; Drosophilidae
Gene: ldd
Product: lipid droplet defective
Biological process (GO): transmembrane transport; lipid transport
Cellular component (GO): intracellular membrane-bounded organelle; membrane
Molecular function (GO): lipid carrier activity; ABC-type transporter activity; ATP binding
Source: RefSeq, a predicted model, not a curated record